AAUGUCAAAAAUAUAACCUACAUAAAUCCCAUGUUUGAUUGUGCGUACAAUUCCUUUACGUGAUUUUCGAGAGUUACGAUUUGAUAUUAUUAAAAUACAAUGGUAAAGAAUAAACGCAAUGCUGGUCUUGCUGAUAGAGUUAACCUUAAGAGGAAAACAGAAGGUGUUAAUAAAAAGUUAAACCCCUUUGAAGUGCAUAUAAAUAAGGAAAAAAUUAAGAUCUUAGGUAGAAAAUCUAAACAUGACCGUGGAUUACCUGGUGUUUCUCGUGCUAAAGCUAUUCAAAAGAGAAAAGAAACGUUAGGCAAAGAAAUGAAACUGAUGAACAAAUCGAAUGCAUUCAUUGACAAGCGUAUUGGUGAGAAUAACAACCAACUCUCCGCCGAGGAACGUAUAAUCGCACGAUACGCAGCUGAGAGAGCUGGGCCGCAAAGUAAAAAAAAUAUUUACAACCUCGCAGAUGAUGAGAUAUGGACCCACAGAGGUCAAACACUGGAACAAAUUGAGAAAUUCGAUGAUCCACGAUCAUCGGAUGAAGAAGAUGAAGAUGGGAAAAAAUUUGGAGGCUUGGAUGAUGAUUUUGUAUCAGAGGGCCAUUUUGGUGGAGGCACUCUCCCUAAAACUGAAUUCAAAGAUGGUACAAAAUCACACAAAGACCUUGUUGAACAGCUCAUAGCAGAAUCAAAGAAGAGGAAAGCUGAAAAACAGGAGGAAAAAGAGAAAAUUCUAGAUUUGACAGAGAAGUUGGAUAGUGAAUGGAAAGACCUUCAGCCUGUUGUUUUUAAAAAAGCUAGGGUGGAAGAAAAAAAGGAAUCUAUCAUUGACAAAUUAUUGAGUCAGGCGGAGAAAAAGAAUGAAGAUUAUGAUAAGAUGAUGAGGGAGCUGAAGUUUGAAAAACGGGGCACACCUUCUGAUGGAUUGAAGAGUUCAGAGAAAGAAGCUAAAGAAGAGAAAGAGAGAUUAGAAAAAUUAGAAAAAGAGAGAGAUAUGAGAAUGUUAGAUGAUGGAGAAACACUUUUAUCAAAAUCAAAACCAAGUACACCAAAACAUAGAUCAGCUGAUGAUUUAGAUGACAAUUUUGAACUUGAUGACGAGCAACAAUUUAUGCUAGCGUAUGACAAAGAUGGAAAACCAUUGGUACCAGAAAAGGUAUUGAAAGAUUAUUCUGUUCCAAAUGCCAAGCCCAAAUUCAAUGAUGGCAUCUCUGAUACUUCAUCUGAUGACGAAGCAAGCAAUAGUGACCAAGAUGAUGAAGAAAAUGAUAAUGAUGGUGAAGACUCAAGGGAAGUAGAUAUGGAGCAAAAAAAAGAAAGUAGCGAUGAAUCAGAAACAAAUAGUGAAGGAAGCACAAAUGAAAAAGAAAAAGUUAAAUCAAAAUUCGACAAAGAUUUAGAAAGUCAAUAUCAGAAGUAUAAGAAUGAUAUGGAAAACAAAAUUUCUGAAAGGCUAGACAGUGAUAUAAAACAAAAUAAUCAACAACGAUCAGAUGACAAAACAAAUGAUAAAGUAUGUAGUUCAGAUGAUUCUGAAAAUGAUGAAGAUGACGAUGGGGAAAGUAUUAAAUCGGUGAAUAAUGAUGAUACCGACGACUUCAAAGAUCUCAAAGAGUCUGAAGAAGAAAGUGAUAAUGACACAGAUGAAGAAGUAGAUAAACAAAAAAUAUCUUCAUUCUUUGAAUUCGAACUAGCUGAAGGCGAUAAUUUAAAGGAAUUGUUAACAGGAAAAACUCCAUCACAACAAUCAGCUGCUCUUCAAAGGUUAAUUAAAAGUUACGAUCCAGGUUUAGCCGAAAACAAUAAAGAAUUACUCAGUAGACUAUUCGCUCACAUGCUUCAGUACAUCAACGACAUAUUCACUGACUUAAAAGAUGAAGGAGAAAUUAUAAAAGCAUUUCUUAUUUUUGACAAACUCGCCCCUUAUUUUUAUGACCUAGCACAAACAAAUAAAGUGUCCACAAAGAAAUAUAUUGUGGAAUUAUUAAAGGAAAAACAUAAUAUUUAUGUAAAGAGAAAAAAGAGGGUACCAGAUUUGGACACUUUGAUUUUCUUCAAAUUGGUAUCACUUCUGUACCCGACGUCCGAUUACCGACAUCCGGUUACAACGCCAUCUCUGAUGUUCAUGUCAGAAAUCUUGGCGCAUUGCAAGUUUAAUUGUCCUUAUUCAAUAUCGAGAGGAUUGUUUAUCACAUCCCUCGUAUUAGAAUACACUGUUUUGUCAAAACGACUCGUACCGACUGCCGUAAAUUUUAUUAGAGGAAUUUUGUAUCUGUGUGCGAAUGUAAGCAUUUUAAAUCCAAUAGAAGUGGUCCCGCCUUUCCGUUUGCACAGAGACGCCAAGCUUCUGAAUUUGGAAGAAGACUGCUCCAAAAUGGAAGUGCUCAACAAAAUGGCGGCGAAGGAUUUAGCUUUAAACGAAAUAGAUAACGAUUUUAAAAUACGUUGUCUGAAUACAAGUGUAGAUAUAUUGAAAGAAUUUUUUGAUUAUUUCAAUGAAUUAGAAGCCCAGAAAUGUUUAUUUGAUCCCCAUGUCGCCUUGAUGGGUCGGAUAGAUUUAGAUUUAUAUCCAAAGAAAGUAGCAUCAAAGAUAGCAGGUACUAUCAAGUACAUGAAAGAAAUCUUCGAAGUUAAAACAUUUACACCUCUUACAAGCGAAAAAAAGCAAAUCAAAAUGCUUAGACUCUAUGAACCUGAUAUUAAAGAAGUUUUCACCAGCAGUAAAAGUUCCAAAUCUUCAAGCGAAAAUGCAGAGAGAGCUUGGUUGCAGACCAAAUAUAAGAAAGAGAUGAAAGGAGCACUAAGAGAGAUCAGAAGAGACAAGGCGUACAUCGCAUCUGUAAAGAUAAAACAGAAGCUGCAAAGUGACAAAGUGAGAAAGGAUAAGGUGAAACAAAUAUACAAGGAGGCAUCCAUACAGCAAGGCGAAUUGAACAAGUUAAAACGAAUGAAAUGAUUUUAUCACUUAUUAGCGAUGUAAAUAUGUGUGUCUCAUAAUAAAUAUGUGUAGCAGUGAC
Diatraea saccharalis (sugarcane borer) is the source of this 3010-nucleotide messenger RNA. Lineage: Eukaryota; Metazoa; Arthropoda; Insecta; Lepidoptera; Crambidae. The record is from the annotation of a GenBank genome assembly.